Messenger RNA from Ceraceosorus guamensis, 591 nucleotides. RefSeq lists its product as hypothetical. The coding region runs from base 1 to 591 and encodes 196 amino acids. The record is from RefSeq and is a predicted model, not a curated record. Lineage: Eukaryota; Fungi; Basidiomycota; Exobasidiomycetes; Ceraceosorales; Ceraceosoraceae. The transcript is spliced from 3 exons.
AUGCACAUCACGAAAACACGCCUCGCUUGCGCUACGCUUUUCAUGACUACCUUCGUCUGCGCUGUUCCUCGGCCGAGGCAUUUUUCCUUCAAUGGACAACCACGGGGCACGUCGCAAGAUGGUAUUGCAAAGGUCCUCGAGACUUGCAUCGAUGGGGCUCUGGGUGUUGAAUUCGCAAAAGUGGCCGGAAUUUGGAGCUACGAGCUGAAGACCAACGAAACCUUCACUCCGAUGUCUUCUAUGCCACUAUUGGAGACCUUGCAGCGGAUUUCGACCGAGCUCAACGAUCAGCAGGAUUUCAGACUCAAGGGAUCAUUAGGAUGGGAUUUGGUGGGCCAACUGAACACUCUCGGCUACAAGUCCUUCGAGGUCGACAUGACCCAAGACGACAAGUACGCCAACGCGAGAGAUCGGGCUAUCUUGAGUGGAGUUUUUGACGCAGUCAGAGAGAUCAAGGAUGCAUGGAAGAGUGUAUGCUCCGCCUUAUCUUCACGCAUCGAGGCAACGGACCUGAAUCAGCUCUUGGGCUUCAGUUGUGAGGAUAUUGCAGCUCAUCUACAAGCGGUGAUGGAUUUCUACUACAAAAGAUGA